CCGUGGACGGACCCGUGCCAGCCCCGGUCCGUGGACAUGGAGGGAGACUCCGGAUCCGGGGUCCCGGCGCUGUCGGGCGGGGAUGGAGCGGGCGCGGGACAGGGCCUGGGCCCGGCCGAUGAGGACCGGGACAUGGAGGGGGCCCCUAGCUGCUCGGGGUCGCGCUCUCUCCCCUUCGAGUUCGAGCGGGGUCGCUCGGAGUCCAGCGGCGAUGAGGACGACGACGACGAAGACGACGAAGAAGAGGAGGUGGAGGAAGAGGAGAUGGAAAGCGGCACCAGGGCUCGGUUCGGAACGGAUGACGGGGAGCUGGACUCGGACGACGACCAGGAGCGUAUGAUAAACCUCACAGAGUUGACCCCCUACAUCCUGUGUUCCAUCUGCAAAGGUUACUUUAUCGAUGCUACAACUAUUACAGAAUGUCUGCACACCUUUUGUAAAAGCUGCAUUGUGAGACACUUCUACUAUAGCAACAGAUGUCCAAAGUGCAAUAUUGUUGUACAUCAGACGCAGCCCCUCUAUAAUAUCAGACUGGACCGACAACUGCAAGAUAUAGUCUAUAAAUUAGUUGUCAAUCUGGAGGAAAGAGAGAAAAAACAAAUGCAUGACUUCUAUAAAGAAAGAGGAUUAGAAGUGCCCAAACCAGCUGUCCCACAGCCCGUUCCACCGAGCAGAGGAAGACCUCGAAAAGUUCUGGGCUCAGUGUUCCGGAUCCCACCAGAACUUGACAUUUCCAUACUUCUGGAGUUUAUUGGAGCUAAUGAAGGCACAGGGAAUUUUAAGCCUUUGGAAAAGAAGUUUGUGCGUGUUUCCGGGGAAGCAACAAUUGGACAUGUGGAGAAAUUCCUCAGAAGAAAAAUGGAUCUAGACCCUGCUUGUCAGGUGGAUAUAAUAUGUGGUGAUCACCUGCUGGAGCACUACCAGACACUGAGGGAAAUUCGUCAGGUCAUAGGGGAGAGUGCAGUACAGGAUGGUCUGCUUGUACUGCACUAUGGCCUGGUGGUAUCUCCACUAACUUAAAGGUGCCUGGAAUAUCAGAAAGCAAAAGGAUCUGAAGUCAAUGCAGCUUCUUCAGUGCUGUUUCUCACCAAAGAAGCCAUCGCAUUUCCUGUGGCAGGAAGCAAGUGAAAGGAGCCACCACAAACUGCUGUGUGCUUGUAAUGUAACGUCUGACUUUACCACUGUAAAAAAUUGCAGCUUCUGUAAGUACAGCUGUAGAUCUUGCUAUGCUUCAUGUUACAAAUUACUGUCUUCAAAUUUCACUCAGCUCAGGGAAAUUAAAUGCUCGAAGUAGCUGAUUUUUUUUUUUUUACUUUGUAAAACCAUAAGAUUUCACAGGGUGAACAGCCUUUUUUUCCUCUAAGCUCUGAGAUUUCUCUUGCUGUCUAAGUAUCUAGCUAGAACAGUGCUCUCAGGGAUGAUCUUCAUUGAGCAGUAUAAUUUGUUUUGGGGAAGAAAUAGCCUAAAAAAAAGUAUACUCUGAUCAUCUGUCUUUGGAUGUGAUUUGGGGAGAGGAAGGAAACUUCAGAAAUGUAGACCAAAAUAUUUAGAAAAUGAUGCAGCAUAAGCAUUAUUUUUUUGAGAAGUAGCAUUAAAUUUGUUGUUUUUCUUGAAGAAAGACAAUUUUGUUUGCACUGGAAAUAUAUUUGCUGGUAGUUUGGCUUAUACCAAAUGGCGGAUCAUGCGUCUCUAGUCUGAAUAGAGAUGAGCUGGCUGUAAGCUGGUUAAACUAUGCAUGAAAAAAAAGAAGUAGCACCUCUUUCUACCUGCUUGCUGUAUAUAAUCACUGUCACUCUGAUUUAAAAUCCAUCAGUUAACAACUGACUUGACUGUCAGGAGUAUAAAUCCAUUCACUUUAGUACAUACCUCUCCAGCAGCUGUGAAAAUGGUCAUUUUUUCCACUCUUUCUAAUGUGUUUUAGUGCAUUGUAGUGAAGGCCAGGGUUGAGUAAUGUAAUAACCUGGCUGUUACUACCAGAUUCACAGAGGACAUUAGGUGACUUUAAUUUUAACAUGUUAAAAUACUAGAUUUUGUGACAAGCAUAACACUUCAAAUUUUCUUCUGUUUAAGAUUUCCAUGUUGUCUCGUGCAGCAUUAAGGACCAGAGAGCUCUGUGUCUUAUGGUCCUGCUGCAUACUGGGUCAUUCAUGAAAGCUUCCGUUAGGCACCAGGCUCCUUCCCCUCCCUACAGUCAGUGUAGGGAAAAGGAGGAGAUUCCUUUGUAAGGCAUUUCAGAGCACCUAAGUUACAGAACCAUAGGGCUGGAGAUCAUUCAGUCCAACCUCCCUGCCAAGGCAGGGUCACCCAGAGCAGGUGACAGAGGAAUGUGCCCAGGUGGGUUUGGAAUGUCUCCAGAGAGGAGUGCUCUGCCACCCUCAAUGUAAAGAAGUUCUUCCUUCUUUCACUCCUCCUUUCUUUUUUUCAGUCAUCUGGUGAGGCAACAGCAGCAGCUGAGCUAGAUCCAGGGGUUAAGGUUUGAUUGAGCUGUACAGGGGUUCUGGAGCUUGGGGACACUUGAGGAGCAGCCCCAAGCUCCACCCAGACGUGGAAGCCCUUGGCAGCCAGUCAGGCCUGGGGGGGACAUUGCCAGGAGAAGCAAGGGACAUUUAAGUGUCCCUAAGGAGCAGAGCAGCCCCUUAUGGCUUCUGCUGGACCCUCUCCAGGAGGUCUGUGUUUUUCUUGUACUGACGAGCCCAGAAAUGGACACAGCACUCCAGAUGUGGCCUCACCAGGCUGAGUAGAGGGGCAGCAUCACUUCCCUUGGCCACACUCUUCCCAGUGCACCCCCGGGGCUGCAAGGGCUCAAAUGUAUUUGUUCACUGUCAGUCCAAGAGGACUGGCAUCCUUUGUCUAAAGAAAGCUUUCAUGAAUCCUCCCUCAGGUCUUUACAAUAAACAUUGUUUUGUCUGUGAAGGUGGUACAUAAGAAAAACAAGUUUUGUUUGAAGUAAUUCUCAUGAUGCUUCUAAAAAUGUAACAAAAAGCCUUUUUAGCUAAAACUCCUAUUUUACCUUUAAAGUUUGUAUGAAAGUAGUGUUUAAAAUGCAGCAGAAAAUGAGAUUAUUUUGUAAACACCUCGUGAGUCAUGUUGAUAAAAGAUUAUAUAUUGUAACAGCAAAAUAAACUUUAUUUUAGCCAAUUUAAAA
Hirundo rustica (Barn swallow) is the source of this 3145-nucleotide messenger RNA. RefSeq names its product polycomb group ring finger 6 (gene PCGF6). Gene Ontology annotation, cellular component: PRC1 complex. NCBI's taxonomy places the organism in Eukaryota, Metazoa, Chordata, Aves, Passeriformes, Hirundinidae. Gene Ontology annotation, biological process: regulation of transcription by RNA polymerase II. The record is from RefSeq and is a predicted model, not a curated record. The transcript is spliced from 10 exons. Bases 37 to 1020 code for a protein of 327 amino acids.